AUGGAAAAUAACAAAAAGAUAGAGCAAAGACGACUUGCCCAAGUGAAAAAGAGGCUUUUGAGUUCUUCCAAUCAGUUGAUGCAGAAUUAUGAUGCUGCCAUUCGUGAAUAUCUUCUCUCGGGUGUGGCAGAAAAGGUCACGGAGCUCAUGGACACAGUUGAGAGCCCGAGACAUAUGUACUAUACGCCGCACCACGCAGUGAUAAGGGAGGAUCGCGUAACAACCAAGAUAAGGAUAGUGUUCGAUGCCUCGUCGCAUGAAGUUCACACCAAAUCCUUGAAUGACAAUUUGGACUCUGGUCCAAACCUAAAUCCGGACAUUAUGACUGUUCUACUUAAGUUCCGUUUGUAUCCAGUGGCAUUGGUAACUGAUGCACAAAAGGCGUUUCUCCAGAUAAUGAUCCGCGAAGAAGAUCGCGACGCCUUGAGAUUUCUUUGGUACGAAACAGAACCAGAAGAAGGGAAGCCAUUGCCAAAAAUAGUAGCCUGGAGAAUGAAUAGGGUGACAUUCGAAACGGCUCCAAGUACCUUUCUUCUUGCAGCCACGUUACACCAUCAUCUUCGGCUGACAGCGAAAGAGUACCCGGAGACUGUGGGCAUACUCGGCCAAUCCGUGUACGUGGAUGAUGUAAUACUAGGAGCACAGAAUGUUGAGGAAGCAGAGAAGAGAUACAUGGAGACAAAACAAAUCUUCAGCAAGGCUUCAAUGAAGUUACAGAAAUGGGGAUCCAACUGCAACAAAAUGCGUCGACAUAUUCCGUAA
Messenger RNA from Ornithodoros turicata, 762 nucleotides. RefSeq lists its product as uncharacterized. Lineage: Eukaryota; Metazoa; Arthropoda; Arachnida; Ixodida; Argasidae. The record is from RefSeq and is a predicted model, not a curated record. Bases 1 to 762 code for a protein of 253 amino acids. The transcript has a single exon.